Messenger RNA from Paramecium pentaurelia, 1997 nucleotides. The record is from the annotation of a GenBank genome assembly. Lineage: Eukaryota; Ciliophora; Oligohymenophorea; Peniculida; Parameciidae.
AUGGGUAAAUUGAAUAAAGAAUAAAGGCUUGAAAAAUAAUUAGCUAAAAAAAUAGAGAAAUAGGAUGUUUAUUAGUAAAUCAAAUUAUAAGAGACUCAAGAAGAUGAUUUUAAUGUUGCUAAUUUGAUUUAAACACUUGAAGACUAAGGAUAAUAGAUAGAUAGUGUUAAAACUCAAUACUUAAGAGUACAAGAAAAAGCAGUAAAUCUAAUCAAUUAAAUAUAGAGGAUUGUUUAAGAACCAGAAACUCAAGCUGAAAGAGACUAAUAGGAACGUAAAGUAGCUGCAACAGUAAUGAAGUAAGAUAUAAAAAAAUGGUUACCAAUUGUUAAGAAAAAUAGAGAAUCUGAGAGAAUUGACUUUACUAAAUAAAGGAAUGUUUAGAUAUCUAAGAUGUAAAAUAUAAAAAUAUAAAUUAGUUCUGAUACAUCAAAUGCUUUAUUAAAUAAUCAUUUAGGUGUUAAAUUAUAGAAUGCUAUGGAAGAAGUUGAGAAAGUUGAAUAAAAAUAAGAAUUGAAUGGAUAAUCAAAUUAAUAAAAGAGUAAUCUACAAUUCUAUAAUGAUCUUAAAAUGAAGAAGAUUUCAUCAAUUAAAUCUAAAAUAUAUAAAUAAAUAAAGAAAAAGAAAGGUAAUAAAGAGAAAUUGAAAUUAAUGGCUUAAUUAACACCUGCAGAAAGAAGAUAAGAAAUUGAAAAAUUAAGAUUAUCAAGAGCAAAAGAAAGAAUAACACUUAGACAUUCAACUAAAAAUAAAUUUGUCUCUUAACUUCUAAGAUUUGGAGGAGACAAGAAAUCUCUAAAAUAACAAUAGUCAUUCUUAAAUAAUAUUAAACAUUAAUUAUUAGCUAAAGCAUAACUUAAUGAAUUAGAAGAUGGUGAAUUUGAUGAAGAAAACUUUAGAGAAUAAGCAAUAUCAUAAUUGGAAUAAGAAUUAUAAGAUAUUGAAAAAAGAGAGAAAGAGAAAUAAAAUAAUUUUGGAUUCUUAGAUAAAUAAAAGAAAUAAGAUUUAUAAUAAUCUAAAUCAAUAGCAUAGAAAUUAUUGACAAUGCUCAAAUCAGGAAAUGAUGAUGCUAUAUAAUUAGAUGAAUCAGAUAAUCAAGAAUAGAAUAGUGAUGAUAAUUAUGAACCAAAUGUAAAUGGUGAUAAAGAUAAAUCUAAUAUAAAUAUUGAAAAUAAUGAAUUUAAUGGAAGAGCUAAUUUUGUUAAUGAAACUAAAUAAUUAACUGAAACUUAGAAAAAGAGAAUUGAUGCUAAGACUUCCUUAUCUAAUUAUUUAAAUUAAGAACCUGAGAAAUUAUAGUAAUAGAAUAAAUAAGAAAAGUAAUUAACUAUUUAAGAUGAAAAGAAAUAAUUGAUUGAAGGAUUAAAUAUAAAAAAUAUUAAAUAAAAAUAUGAAAAAUAAGUGAAUUAAAAAUUAACUAAUUAAGAUUUAAAGAAAUUAUAAUCAGAUCCAGAUGAAUUAUUAUAAUAGAAUUUAGCUAAUUUUAAUUUAGUUUUGGAUGAAGAUGAAGUAUAAAUAAAUAUAUAAUUAGAAUGAAAAUGCAUUUAUAGAUGAGAAAAUAAAAGAUAUGGAAGAAGAAUUACCUCCUGAACCAGCAAAUACAAAAGGAUGGGGAUCUUGGGCUGGAUUUGGUAUCAAAGAGAAAAAACCAUUAACUUAAGAAUAGAUUUUAUAGAAUAAAAUAAAGAAAAUUAGAGAAAUCUAGAAGAAGAGAUAAGAUGCAAAAUUAGAUAAUGUUAUUAUUAGUGAGAAAAGAGAUGUUAAGGUAUAUAUAUAUAUAUAUCAUAAUUAUUUAGUUUUCUAAAUACUUAGUUCCUAAAUUACCUAGUGAAUUUACAAAUUCUGAAUAAUUUGAUCAAUUACAUACUUUACCUCUUGGUCCAGAAUGGAACAGUCUAACUAGUCAUUCAGCAUUAACAUAACCAUAAAUUAUUACUAAAGCAGGUGUUGUAAUCAAUCCUGUCAAGAUUCCAUAACAAAUAAACAAACUUAUUUGA